UUAGGUAUUACCUGUGUAACUGGACAUUCCACAGUUGGCGAAGGUUUAUAUCUUUGCAGAGGGAAAAGAAGGCGAAAGUGCAGCACGCUCAAGCAUUUGCUGACAAGCAACGGAUGCGUCUGGUUUGGGACAGAUGGGAGGUUUUCACGGAGAUGAGGAGAAUGAAGAACAGAAUGCUCGAAUCGGCCCUUGAGCAAAGCAGGCUCUCAACUAUGCAUUCAGCGUGGCGCUUGUGGCAGACUAGGCUUCAGCAGCAUCGAGACCUUUAUGCUUUAGAGGAAAAAGCUCUGAAAAAGAGGAAAGUGAUCUUGCAGAGCGAGGUUUGGCAUAAAUGGAAAGAAAUGCACACAGCUGCUCGUCGCCAGAGAGAAAAAGAAUCCAAAGCUGCACUUCACUUCAACCUAACACUGAAAAGAAGAACAUUGACUCAGUGGGUAAAUUAUGUCUCCUGUCGCCAGACCAAGAAAAAAACACAAGCUGUGGCCCAGCGUGCCGCUUGUCUCCACCUGGCGGAAAAAUGUUGGAGUAAAUGGAGCAACGCGCUGGAAUGCAAACAGGCUGAAGAAGCCCGGUUGCAAUCUGCAGGCCAUUUGGCCGAACAGAGCGUCCAGCGUAGAGCGUUGGAGUGCUGGAGAGCUUAUGUGACGUUGUGCAGAGAAGAGGCUGAAAGAAACCAGAUAGCGAGUCAGCAUCUCCAGCGUAAUUUACUGCGUGCUGGAUUGCGCGGAUUGUCUCUGAAUGUCAUGCAGAACAAAGCACACAGACUGAACAACAACAUGGCCGUCCAACAUCGUCAGCAAACAAUGAUGAGCAGGUUCUGGAAAUUAUGGCAGAACCGUCUGGAGGAAGCUGAGGAUCAGAAUUUUCAACCGCUCACAGAGACGGCACAGACGAACUACAGCGCUUUACUAUUGAGGAGCUGUUUUCAACAUUGGAGAGAGAAACUUGCUGAACAGAAACACAUGCAGGAACUCGAGCUUCGUGCAGACAUUUGGUUUGCAGAGCGUAUGUUACCUCGAUGUUUCCAGUCAUGGGUUAAGUUCGCUCUGCAGAGACAACUGCAGAAACAGAGGAAACACAAAGCUGAAGUCUAUAAUCGGCAGCGUCAGUACACUUGGGUGUUUUACACCUGGUGGGGGCAGUCGGAGAAGCACAAGGAGGAAAUGCUUUCUGAGCGGAUGGCAAUUCUUCACGAGGAGCGAUGUCACAUGCAGAGAGCCUGGGCUCGAUGGAGACGACGCACACAACAGAAGAUCAAAGAGGCGGAGAAACAGGAGGCCUCACACCGCCUGUACCUGCACACACUUCUCCACAAGACAAUGACGCAGUGGAAGGACAACAGUGCUGAGAUACGAGACAGGAGAAACCGAGAGCAGCAGGCCUGCCAUCAGGGUGACCUGCGCUGCAUGAGAUGGGCUGUAGAGAAAUGGAAAAAGUUUGUUCAGAGCCAGAGGGUGAAGAAUAACAGGCUGGAGCAGAUUCAGCAUUGCCAUGAAGCUAAACUUCUCAAACACUCCUUUGUGGCCUGGAAGAAACACCAUCUACAGAUGUCUCACAUCUACGAUCAUGCAGAGGAACUUUACAAGCAGCAAACACAGUGUUUUCUCAGGCGAGUUCUCACUGUGUGGAGGGAGAACGCAGCGCUCAUGGCAGAGGUUCGAGUCGCACAGCAACGGGCGCAGAAUCACUAUGAGCACCACCUUCAAUUUAAGGUGUUCUUUACUUGGCGAGAAGUAAAAACACAUGCAGUAUCAAAGCGCCACCAGCAGGGGGAAGCACUCAGCAGGGCUCAGAGCUCCAUAAAUCAAGUGCAACUGCUGCGGUUUUUCAGACAGUGGCGGAAACAAACCAGGGAGGCUCGGAGGGAGAGGAUGUGCAUGGAAAAGGCCAGGAGGCACCAUAACUCUAAACUCCUCUCUAGAACUCUGAAAGCAUGGAACGUAUACCACUACCAGCACCAGAAAAAUAAGGUGAUGAAACGACAAGGAGUCCUGCUGCUGAGAUUGAAAAUGUACCAGGCGUACUAUGAACGGUGGAAAAUGAAGCUGCAGCACAGACGGAGAGAGGCUAAGCAGACCGAGCGGGCUCUCUGGCACUGGGCCCUCACUCUGCAGGCCAAGGUGUUGUACGGCUGGAGGCUGUGGGUCACAGAGCAGCGCAGGAAGCAAGAACAAGCCGCCAGAGCUGCACUGGUCUACAGAGACCAGCUGCUGAGGGAAGGCGUGUCGUGCAUCCUCACAUACGCUGCUCAUAUGAACAAUCUCACCACGAGCCUCACGCAGCACAGCCAAGAGCAAAGAUCACAUCGUCUCCAGAGAGUCGUCAGACGGUGUGCCAUGCGGUGGAAGCAGCGAGCGCUGUGCAAACCACGAAGGGAGCAAGAGGUCAGAGCUCAACCGCUGAAAAAGAGCGUGACCUUCUGUUUGACUGCACCUGCAGUGAACAGCAUUUCCUCGUCUGACUCGGCAGAAUACGGAGCUGAGGAUGAACUGCUUAGCAAGCUGCUUCUUAACAGAACACCUCGACGUCAGCCACGUCGCCGCCAGGAGCUCUUUGACUCUCCAGGGAAAGUGUUGCAACAUAGAGGCAUCCAAACACAAACUGGCAUCACCAGCAGCGAGGCAGCUCCGUCUGAGUUCAGUUUUCCUUCAGAAGACGACCAUCCUGCAGCGUCAUCCUGCCUCCUUCCUGCUAAAGUCCCUGUUACCGCUACACAUCAGAGCCCCCUCAUAUCUACCAUCUCUGAACCUUUCAUGCCCACCGUGGACUCGACUCAGGAAACACAAGACCUCCUUUUACCACCUUCUGCUUUCAUGGCUGCUGGAACCCAGAAUAUAUUGGAGAAAUGCAAUCGCUCAGAUCCUGGAGAUGCUCCUCUUGUGCCUUUUCAUCAGUUCAUCCCUUCAUUUGAGCAACACUCAUCAGCUCAUCCAGAGAUACGUGUGAGAGCAUCCAGUGGAGAGACUGAGGUUCCUCAUCCAACAGCUGAUGCAACAUCAGCUCUGACGACAGAACUUCUCAGCAUUCGGCUGGAGAUGAAGAGCUUCCUGCAGGAGAGAAAGCAGCUCCGGGCAUGGAGAAAACUGCAAGAGGUGUUACAGAGUUGGCUGCAGACCAGCGGAAAGGACGAACAAAUGGAAAAAAAUGCAGUUUGCCAAGAUUUAAAGGAGUUGGAGGAGCGCAUCGACAGACUGUCCACGGAGCUGGAAAAGCAGAGACCGACGAUGCUGCUGCACGCAGAGAGAGUCCAGCAUUUACAGUCGGUCCUCCACGCGUCAGGAGUGUAUUUCCUCUGUCAAAAAGCAAAAGAGAUGGAAGCUGAUACCUCUGUGUUUACAGCAUUACAGUGCAGUCCUCACACACCGCCAGAGCAAUUACACCUGCUGGACUGUUAUUUAUCUGCCACAAACUCGUUUUCAUCUUCUAAACUGAUGCUUAUUUCGCUGAAAACAUGCUGGACUUUUAUAUCUUCUGAGGGGAAAAAACGGACAUCUCAAUAUCCCUGUAAUGCUGUUGUUCUUGUUAAAUGUCUUAAAAUUGACUCAGCAUAACCAAAAACAUUAAAACCGAAGUACCACAGAGUAGCCUGCAGCGCUGCACUUUAAACGGACGGAAACGUUGGAUAGGGGUCGUCCUUGUGACAGAUGGUGCGUACUAAAUAUUUUCCAUAUGUGUGCAAAAAGUGACUUUACUGUUUUCAGAGGAGCUGCCCUUGCGCAAUAGGUGUUCUCUUUCUCCGUUAGCACCAGUGCCUCUAAUAGUUUGGACACUCUAUGCAGGAAAAUCAGGGAUUUCGGACUCACAGAGGGGACAGCUGUCUGUUGCACUCUGCAGAUUUGUCUGAAUCUUUGAUCUACAGCAAGGCAAAAUGCGAGGACUUUAUGUGGUUUUCCUCAUUUUCAUCUUUGUCUGCUGCAUCAGGGGUGAGUGCUGUUACUAGUCAGUCUAUUUAUUAGAGUUAUUUCAUGUUGAUCUUCAGCCUCAUUUUGUUGUUCAAAGUCUUUCUGUCCUGUUGUUCAUGUUGGACAUUAUUAAAAGUGAUUUAUCUAAAUAUUGUAAAAGCUUUUCAGUUUUGCCUUGACAUUUCUUUUUAAUAAUAAAUACGAAAAGAAAU
Molecule: messenger RNA, 4114 nt
Organism: Stegastes partitus (bicolor damselfish)
Lineage: Eukaryota; Metazoa; Chordata; Actinopteri; Pomacentridae
Gene: sfi1
Product: SFI1 centrin binding protein
Exons: 28
Coding region: 114-3551 (1145 amino acids)
Molecular function (GO): phosphatase binding
Source: RefSeq, a predicted model, not a curated record